CCUAAAGUCGUCUCUUUUGAUGCCUUCAACACCUUGUUUGUAUCCAAAAGACCUAUAUUGAAAGUCUAUGCUGAAAUAGGUGCUAAGCAUGGGUUUAACCUAUCUGAGGAGGAAUUAUCCAGUAGAUUCCCCGAUGUUUACAAGGAUAUGAGAGCUAAAUAUCCAAAUUUUGGGAAGAGUGCUAAAAUGACAUAUCAGGAAUGGUGGCGUCAAUUGCUUGUUAAACUUUAUGAUCCUUUAAAGAUCCAACAAGAUUUCAUUGAUGAAUUAUUGACAACAUUUGAAGGGUUUAAAGGUUAUACUGGUUAUGAUGAUGUUGAAGCAUUUUUGAAACAAAACUAUGGUGAUAAUGUUAUAUUUGUUGCUUCGAGUAAUAGUGAUCCAAGAGUGGUUAAAGUGUUGGAAAGUUUGAAAUUAUUAAAAUAUUUCCAUAAAGUUUAUCUAUCUUAUGAUAUUGAAGUGACAAAACCAAAUUUAGAAUUUUUCAACUAUAUUAUAGAUGAUUUAUUAGAGAAUUGUGAAUCUUUAAAAGGUGUUGAUAGAAAAGAUUUAAUGCCCAAUGUUUGGCAUAUUGGUGAUGAAUUAACCAAUGAUUUAGAAGCAUGUUUUAGAGCUGGUUGGAAUGGGAUUUUAAUUGAUAGA
Messenger RNA from Hansenula anomala, 642 nucleotides. It is a transcript of the gene DPI35, whose product is annotated as Dpi35p. The annotation marks the transcript as partial. The record is from RefSeq and is a predicted model, not a curated record. The transcript is spliced from 2 exons. Lineage: Eukaryota; Fungi; Ascomycota; Saccharomycetes; Phaffomycetales; Wickerhamomycetaceae.